Molecule: messenger RNA, 1212 nt
Organism: Parastagonospora nodorum SN15
Lineage: Eukaryota; Fungi; Ascomycota; Dothideomycetes; Pleosporales; Phaeosphaeriaceae
Exons: 1
Coding region: 1-1212 (403 amino acids)
Molecular function (GO): aminopeptidase activity
Source: RefSeq, a predicted model, not a curated record
AUGUCUUCUGCAUCUGCUCCCUCAUCUUCAUCAGAGCGCAAGCGGUUGCGAGAGGUUCUUCCAACCGUUUAUCUCGGCCGCUACAAGACAGGACCCAAGAACAGCUUAACUGAUGUUCCUGGUGUCCUGGUCUCAACACAAUCAAUCCACUCCUCACCAGCCUACCCCAACGCGAAAGAAGGCGACAUCAAUACUGGCGUAACCACCAUCCUCCCCCGCAAAGACUGGUUCAACACCGGCUCCUUCGCGGGACUCUUCAGCUUCAAUGGCUCGGGUGAAAUGACUGGCUCCCACUGGAUCAACGAGACCGGCCUGCUAAACAGCCCCAUCAUCAUCACCGGCAGCUUCGGCGUAGGAUCCGCCUACAACGGUGUCUACGAGAGCGCCGUCCGCGACUACUGCGCCCCAGACGGCAAAGCAAACUGGUUCCUGCUCCCCGUCGUCGCCGAGACAUUUGACGGCUUCCUGCACGAUGUGACCAAAUUCGCAGUCACACCCCAGCACAUCGUCGACGGCAUCGAUACCGCGUCCUCCGCCCCCGUGCCUGAGGGCAACACGGGCGGCGGCACCGGCAUGAUAUGCUCAUGGUUCAAAGGCGGUACGGGCUCCUCGUCCCGCCUGAUCCCCUCCUCACCCGGAAAAGAAUACACAAUUGCCGCGCUCGUGCAAGCCAACUACGGCAAAAUGGACUGCUUUCGCAUCGCCGACGCGCCCAUCGGCCGGCUGAUUUUUGAAGAGCAGUGGGCGAAAUACCAAGCGAACCCGCAAGACCCCGUCGUCCAGGCGCAAUGGCAACGCCUGUUCAAAAUCCGCGAAGCCAAGGACAAAAAAGAUGGCAGCAUUAUUGUGGUCCUUGCUACUGAUGCACCUUUGCUCCCCUCGCAACUCCAGCGCCUGGCCAAGCGCGCGACAAACGGCCUCAGUCGCGUGGGCGGCUGGGGAAGUAAUUCGUCGGGCGACAUCUUUCUGGCGUUUUCGACGGGGAAUGGGGUCACGGUGCCGGAGGAUGCGGAUACGUUUGUGCCAGUGACGCAGAGUGUGGAACAUGUGCUUGACGAGACGCUGAAUGGGCUGUUGGAGGCGGCGGGGGAUUGCGUCGAGGAGGCGAUUUUGAAUGCGGUUUGUAUGGCGGAGACGAUGAGUGGGAAUGGGAGCACGGUUGAGGCGAUUGAUUUAAAGAGGGUGGGGGAGUUGAUGGAGAAGUAUUUGUAG